CAAAAUUUCUCCUUUACAUAUAAUAUAAUACUUGAAUAUGGAAGCUCGAUAACUUCCACAAUGUUCUAUUAUUGUGUCUGCAACGAAUGAACUGAGCAAACAAAAAUUGGAGAAGAAGAAAAGAGAAGAUGAAUCCCAACACAGACAAACUAAUAAGACGCACAACUAUGAUUGGAACUGUUGUUGCUGCUUAUUUUCUAUUAACCGCUGAUUAUGGUCCUCAACCCAAUGUCCUUGAUCCUAUCAAGAACAAAAUAAAAUCAGCAGAACGUUCAGCAAAGGAGUUCAUAUUUGGAACAAAAAAGGGACAGGAUGAAAUCGAUGCUGGAAAAAGAGGCUCAAGCAAUGCCAAGUGAAAUAUGUAGUCUGUACAAAUUUUACCGUGUUAGGAUGGCGCUCAUGUUUCCUGCUUACGAUUAAUUACGAUAUAGAGGUUAGAGAAACUCCUGUCAUUAUCAACUGAUAGAAAUUAGAAGCAAAAGAAACCUGCUCAAGAAUUAGAAGACUUGUUAAUAACUCUUGCUAGUCUUUCAUAGUUUCAUGUAUGCAUUUGGACUUUGUGUUAUCUUAUUAUCAGUCAGUUAGAGUUCA
Beta vulgaris subsp. vulgaris (sugar beet) is the source of this 591-nucleotide messenger RNA. RefSeq lists its product as hypothetical. The record is from RefSeq and is a predicted model, not a curated record. The transcript has 2 exons. Lineage: Eukaryota; Viridiplantae; Streptophyta; Magnoliopsida; Caryophyllales; Amaranthaceae. Bases 129 to 356 code for a protein of 75 amino acids.